This is a messenger RNA of Cajanus cajan (pigeon pea), 1263 nucleotides long. RefSeq lists its product as uncharacterized. NCBI's taxonomy places the organism in Eukaryota, Viridiplantae, Streptophyta, Magnoliopsida, Fabales, Fabaceae. The record is from RefSeq and is a predicted model, not a curated record. Gene Ontology annotation, molecular function: GTP binding; GTPase activity.
GCGUUGGAAUUGCUUUCUCACUCAUCGACAUUUCCGUUUUCUCCCAUUGGCCAAUUCGGCCACUCUCCUCUCAAAAAGCCUCCUUCUUCUUCUUCAUCACCAAAAUCCUCUGCGGUUCCUUCGCUUAUUCCAACCGUCUCUCAAGUUCCCUACUUCGCUCAGCUACCGCCAACUAAAACCUCACCCAACGCAUUUCCUUCACUAAUCCCUCGCUGUCUCGUAUCAAUACGUCUCACGGUUCCAGAGAUCGGAGGGGAGAGGAGCCAUGGCGCAUAGAGUGGACCACGAGUAUGACUAUCUCUUCAAGAUCGUUUUGAUCGGAGACUCUGGUGUUGGCAAAUCCAACAUCCUCUCCAGGUUCACUCGGAACGAGUUCUGUUUGGAGUCCAAAUCCACUAUCGGAGUUGAGUUCGCCACCAGGACUCUUCAGGUAGAGGGAAAAACCGUGAAAGCACAGAUCUGGGACACAGCGGGUCAGGAGCGAUACCGUGCCAUUACAAGUGCUUAUUAUAGAGGUGCUGUUGGUGCUUUACUUGUAUAUGACAUAACAAAGAGGCAAACCUUUGAUAAUGUCCAAAGGUGGCUGCGUGAACUGAGGGACCAUGCAGAUUCUAAUAUAGUUAUCAUGAUGGCUGGAAAUAAAUCUGAUUUGAGCCAUCUUAGAGCGGUUUCGGGGGAUGAUGGUCAAACAUUGGCAGAGAGGGAAGGUCUCUCGUUUCUCGAGACAUCUGCUCUGGAAGCAACCAACAUUGAGAAGGCAUUCCAAACCAUUUUGACAGAGAUUUAUCAUAUUGUUAGCAAAAAGGCACUAGCAGCUCAGGAAGCAGCUGCUAGUACCUCAGUUCCUGGUCAAGGUACCACCAUCAAUGUUGGGGAUGCAUCUGCGAAUACAAAGAGAGGCUGCUGCUCCACUUAAAGUGAAAUUUGAGUAAAAAGCAUUGCUAGCAGAUAGUAUUCCCCCCAAUUCUGUUUUGCCCCCUUUCUCUUUUUAUCUUUUUUUCCCCUCUUCUUUAUGGGUGAGAGAGACACAUGUAGAGUACAUUUACUUCAUUGAGUUGCGAAAACGAAGUAUGUGAAAUUUAUAAAAUAGUCUUGCUAGUUUCUUUCGAUUAUCUCUUCCGUGAUGUGAUAGUUUCUCAUGAAUUGAUGUAAUAUUGGAACUGACAUAUUGACGAUAUAGCGUGGUGGUUAAUGGGAAUCUGACAUUUUCAGAGAGGUCAGGUCAUGUAAGAUUAUACGUACCUUCGGGAUUUUGUUGGUUCA